Molecule: messenger RNA, 576 nt
Organism: Cavenderia fasciculata
Lineage: Eukaryota; Evosea; Eumycetozoa; Acytosteliales; Cavenderiaceae
Exons: 4
Coding region: 1-576 (191 amino acids)
Source: RefSeq, a predicted model, not a curated record
AUGGAUCACACUAAUGAAAAGUUUGCAUGGUCUAUUGGUUUGAAGCUUAGAGUAAAGACAACUCUCAAUGAACAAUUUGAAGGAGAGAUUUUCAAUUAUGAUCCAUCUACAACUUGUCUAACUUUGAUUUGUGAUGAUGGUACAAUGAAUAUGGGAGGAAAAAGAAUUGUAAGAGUAUUAUUAGAAACAAGCAUUGCUGAAGCCAAUGUCAUUGGUGGCCCAUCCAACCACUUUAACGAAUUGCCACCAUUAAACAUCCAAAAUAUUAAUAAAAGACAAGAAAAGGCCCUCAAACAGGCUGAGAAUCAAGCAAGCAAGAUUGGUAUCGGUGUCACCGCAGAAGCUCAAGAAAUAUUUUAUGCACUUUCAAAGACAUUACCAUGUCAUUGGAAAGGAAAGAAUAUUAUUGUAUUGAAUGACAUUACAAUAGAUAGUCCCUAUAAUGUAGAAAAUUGUUCUGGUACUAGCUCACAUUCACUGGAAAGAGUAAAACAAAUUUUGGAUAAAGAAAGAAAAAAACUUGCUCUUAAUAAACAAAGACCUAAUACAAUACUACUAUUUAUUAAAUCAAUGUAA